AUGUGCGCCCUCGCAGUCUUUCCAAGAAAGGAAGGAGACGAUGCUCUCGCAAGACCAACGAGAGAAGCCCAGAUUCGCCUUCAAAGUAUUGUCAUACUUGUCGUUGCUAUUCUUUCAAUCCUUGGAGCUGGAUGGAUCAUGCUCAGUUUCUGGGUGUUUCCCAACUUACGUUCCUUCCGCCACCGACUCAUUCUCGGUCUUGCUAUUAGCGACUUCAUCAUGGCUCUCAACUUUCUUUUCUCAACAACGAUGAAUAUUGCCGGUCGUUUCAUCGACCAUCCCGAGAACACGGCCUUCUGCAGCUUUAACGGCUUCAUCACACAGGUCUUCGUCAUUCAGACCGACUAUUGGGUGCUCACUAUCGCCGUUUGCACGUACUUUGUCCUCGCAGGUCACAAACGGCCGUCUAGCUGGGUUCAGGACCAUGGCGUUAUCAUUUGGGCAAUACCCUGGUUCUUUUCCACGCUCUGGGCGUCACUCGGCCUUGCUAUAGUUGGUUACGAAGAUAUAGGUGCUUGGUGUUGGUUCGGUUCGGAUUGGAUCCGUCUGGCUGUCAACUUCUUCCCUCGGUGGGUCAUCAUAGUGACUAUGUUUCUCUUGUAUGCCUACUUGUGGACCAUCCUUUACAAGGCGCACAACCGAUUGAGCUCGGUAGAGGCAGUCUCUCCUGAGAAUCUUGUUUCCGGAAAUGCAACCCCGAUCGUGAGCCAGCCGAGCAGCUUCCAAGGUAGCAGCUUCCGAGGCGAUCUCGAGGGCCGCUCAUCUGGCUCUGUCCGCAGACUCAAGAAGGUGAUGAAUGCAAGCCUCGUAUUGAUCAGAUGGACAUUGACUCACAUCGUGCAGAUCGCGCGUCUGAUGCUGCUCUACCCGCUCGCAUACGCAAUCAUCUGGUCCCUCCCAACUGCCAUUCGAAUCUACAACGCCACGGAAAAAAAGCCAGCACCAUUCGCAUUGCAAACCCUUGACAAAGCCAGUAUCGUCAUUCAAGGCUUCGUUGAUGCCGUCAUCUAUGGAGUCAACGAAACCUCGUUAUCGAGUUGGCGCUUGCGAUUGUCUCAGAUACAUCUCCUCGGCCAAACAAUAGAAGGCUCCAUGCGUUGA
Colletotrichum karsti is the source of this 1101-nucleotide messenger RNA. RefSeq lists its product as uncharacterized. NCBI's taxonomy places the organism in Eukaryota, Fungi, Ascomycota, Sordariomycetes, Glomerellales, Glomerellaceae. Gene Ontology annotation, biological process: adenylate cyclase-activating G protein-coupled receptor signaling pathway; cell surface receptor signaling pathway. Gene Ontology annotation, cellular component: plasma membrane. The transcript has 5 exons. The coding region runs from base 1 to 1101 and encodes 366 amino acids. The record is from RefSeq and is a predicted model, not a curated record. Gene Ontology annotation, molecular function: G protein-coupled receptor activity.